CAUCUAUUCAACUCAUCGAUGAUCGAUCUCCCAUCCCCUUUGUACCUCGUUCCCUACUCCCUUGGUAUUUUUAGCUCUAAAAGUUGCUACACGUCAGCUAUCAUGGGCGUCUUCUACGAAACGAUUCCAAGUUCUCUCAAGCCAUGGAUUCUCGACCAAAAGCUGUUCUGGGUUGGCUCAGCCCCGCUCUCAGGCGAUGGUCACAUCAACAUCUCACCUAAGGGAGGCCAGUACUUUAGUAUCAUCGAUGAGCGGACCUUCUGGUUCAUGGAUUUGACUGGUUCGGGCGUGGAAACGACUUCUCAUCUCCAUGAACCAGGCAAUGGGCGUAUAUGUGUCAUGUUCAUGGCUUUCGACGGUCCACCCCGAAUUGUCCGCAUUUGGGGAAGGGGAAUCGUGCUGGAGAAUGGAUCCCGGGAAUUUGACGAGUUUGUGAAGCUCAAUAGCGUCAAGACGAUUCCAGGAUCCAGAAGCAUCAUCAUUGUGGAUAUCCAUCAGGUUGCUACCAGCUGCGGAUUUUCAGUCCCAUAUUAUGACUUCAGAGGAUGGAGGAACACGUUGAAUGAUUUCUUCGAGAAGAAGGAGAAGGCGUAUCUGAAUGGGAAGGUGGAGGAGAGUAUAGAUAAGUACUGGGCAUAUAAAUCUCAGCUCAGCAUUGACGGCCUUCCCGGAAUGAAAAGAGGCUAUGAGUAUGCGCACAAACACAAGGUCGCCCCACUGAAGAAAAUGGUCGGACCGUAUGCACCGAAGGCCCCGAGGACAAUGAAUACGAUAUCAGCGGCUCACCUUGUUCUGGUCGCCCUCUUGAGCUUUGUCAUCGGAGUCUCCAUGACCAUUACGCUGGCCUCGCCAGAGGCAGUUCGACGGAUGCAGCAGAAAGAAGGCUUUUUUAAAGUGUAA
Molecule: messenger RNA, 900 nt
Organism: Lindgomyces ingoldianus
Lineage: Eukaryota; Fungi; Ascomycota; Dothideomycetes; Pleosporales; Lindgomycetaceae
Exons: 2
Coding region: 19-900 (293 amino acids)
Source: RefSeq, a predicted model, not a curated record